AUAGAUUUAGUCUUCGAAAAUGACGGCAUACAUACUACUACUAUUGGUGGUCUUUCUUGGGGUCUGCAGUGCAUCCACUCUCUCCCGUACGGCUGUCCACCCACGGGAUCUGGAAAUCCGACAUCGAAGCAUCGAGGGUCGCAUCACGAACGGAAAUGAGGCAACGGAGGGCCAAGUUCCCUACAUUGUGGGAGUGAGCCUGAACAGCAACGGCCGCUGGUGGUGGUGCGGUGGCUCUAUUAUUGGACACACUUGGGUGCUCACUGCCGGUCACUGCAUCGAUGGCGCAGAUGAGGCUUCCCUGUACUACGGUGCCAUCAACUACAACGAACCUGCAUUCCGCCACACCGUGGGCAGGGAGAACCUGAUCAUGUACCCAGAAUAUCACGGACGCGAUGCUGAUUUGGCCUUGAUCAAGACUCCUCAUGUGGAUUUCUACAGCCUGGUUAACAAGAUUGAGCUGCCCAGUCUGGAGGAUCGGUACAACUCUUAUGACAAAUCCUGGGCUCAAGCCUCCGGGUGGGGUGCCAUCUACGAUGGCAGCAAUGUGGUCGAGGAUCUGCGAUUUGUGGAUGUCCAGGUGAUCUCCGUGGCGGAGUGUCAGGCUUAUUACGGAACCGGAACUGCCACCGAUAAUGUCAUCUGUGUGGAAACUCCUGAUGGAAAGUCCACCUGCCAAGGAGAUUCCGGUGGUCCUUUGGUCACAAAAGAGGGCAAUAAGCUGAUUGGAGUUACUUCCUUUGGCUCUAGCUAUGGGUGCCAGGUGGGAGCUCCGGCUGGGUUCACCCGUGUGACCAAGUACUUGGAAUGGAUCAAGGAGGAGACUGGCAUUUAUUACUAAAAGCUAAAUAUGGAACAUUUCAGAAAAUAAAUAAUAAAAGGAAUAUAAAUACGAUUAAA
This is a messenger RNA of Drosophila serrata, 900 nucleotides long. Its product is annotated as serine protease 3. Gene Ontology annotation, biological process: proteolysis. The record is from RefSeq and is a predicted model, not a curated record. Gene Ontology annotation, molecular function: serine-type endopeptidase activity. NCBI's taxonomy places the organism in Eukaryota, Metazoa, Arthropoda, Insecta, Diptera, Drosophilidae.